Molecule: messenger RNA, 3730 nt
Organism: Xenia sp. Carnegie-2017
Lineage: Eukaryota; Metazoa; Cnidaria; Anthozoa; Malacalcyonacea; Xeniidae
Product: forkhead box protein G1-like
Exons: 2
Coding region: 2451-3497 (348 amino acids)
Biological process (GO): regulation of transcription by RNA polymerase II
Cellular component (GO): nucleus
Molecular function (GO): sequence-specific double-stranded DNA binding; DNA-binding transcription factor activity
Source: RefSeq, a predicted model, not a curated record
CAAUUAUUUCAACUAUUAAGAUAAUUUAUGCAUGUAUGUAGUAGCGUCCACCUGAUUUUGAAGGUAGACUUGUGAUUGUCGAGUCGCUUUUUUUUACUUUUUUUUGAAGAACAAUCGGUUCGUUUCAAACGGCGUAAUUUUAUGCGCCGUGUCUAAUACUAAUUUGUACAACUUCAAAACGUGCUUUCAUUUACAAUCAUUAUCCACAUCAACUAUAAAGGCAUGUCGUAUGUAGCUACAGAUUUGGCGAAAAAAGUUUUUGGAUGAAUAAUCAUUUUUUAGCUAGAGCCGUUUGAUGCAUCAGUAGUAUUAUGUUAGUAUGCGACAUUUUGUAAACGAGAAAUAACUUUGGUGCGAGGAUCGAGGGAAUUAGCAAUAAAUUACUGCCUUUUGCCCCUAAUUAUUUGUAUUUGUACAAAUUUUUACUUCGUAAGUUUAGUCUUUAAUUUGUAGUUUCUAUUUUUAUGAUGAAAUGUGUGUUUUCAUAUCUGCUAUAAAGCCAGAGCUUUUAUAGCACUUUUAAUACUACGCUUCACAGCAUUAUUUUCUAUCUAUAAGUUAAUUUAUAGCUAAAUUAUCGCCACUUAAAAAGAAUUUUUCGUUAAAAAAGAUAUUAAGCCGAAACAAUGCAAAUAGUUUGUUUAUGUUUUAAAAGGUUUACCAAAUGGGUUGCUUGGGAAAAAACCAACCUGCAGUACAGGAAAUGUAUAUGUUUAAAUUAUCGUACAUUAAUACAUAUCGGCAAAUUUUGCACCUGUUUUCCAGUCUAGAAUCUUUAGCAACUUAUCAAUAUUUCACUUAUCUCCGUUAUUAACUACAAACCGUUUAAUGCAUUUUGUUAUAUAUUGAUAGUGUAUAACAUUAGUCAUAUAGCCACAGGAAAAACUUUGAAAAAGCAAAAUAUAAAAGUGUCGAUGCUGGUAAUUGGGAGGUUCGGAAUGAAAAGUUGAUAAAGACAUUUGUAUUUCAUACAAACAAUUAAUAAGUACUCUUGAUUCGAAUUCUCAAACUUAAAUCUUUGCCUGGCCAUAUAUUUUUCCUGUUUUUUGAGCAUUAACUUUCAUUUCCUAUUCCAUUUCGACUUAUUCUCAUGUAUCUUUCUUUUCGUAAAACCUCUCGUCCUUUAUGGAAACCUUCAUAGAGAACUUCGAUUAAGUCAUGUGACGUAAGCCACUUGUCAAAAGUGUUAAUUUUGGUUUAUAUUACAUGUUGUUAUAAGUUUAGCUGAUGUUUUGAAUUCUUUCUUCAUGGACAGCGUGCUGGUGAAACUAUCGCCUCGUAUGCAUUAAGUGCUGUUUAGCCAUACUGCGUGGAUUUGAAAUUUUUACCCGUGCUUUCAUAAUGCAGUCUAUUUGAAGAAAUUCUAUUUUCUGACAAAGUCUUAAGCGAAAAAGUAUCAUGAAACAAAAGCGCAUAAAAAGGCAGUACAAACAUAUAGUCUACGUCUUGUGUUUGUUGCCUUAACACUCAUUCAGACCAAUAUCGUACAAUUCCAUUCUUCCUUUUAUGUAUUUGUUUGCUUUGAUUAAUCCCUACAAAAAUAGAUGAGUGUGUCCUUGUUGUCUUUUAAGCACUUUUUAAUGAACGUUGAAGUAGUGUUGAAACAUUUACGAGGGUGGUAUAUUAAAGACAUCUACAAAAGCCAGUGAUAAAUCAUCCGUCAAAUCGUAAUCCCUGCUUUUUCUUUACCUGUAUUAAUGUGAGUGAUAGGUUAUUGCAGUUGUUCAUCCUUGUUAUACCUGUACACAUUCAAAAUAUGUUUUGUACAUACAAGUCUUUAUAUUGGUUGAAUGUAGCUAAGUAAAUGCCAAAGUGUUUUGAUACCAAGGGCGCUCACUUUUUUGCGGUUUUAAGUGUUCCGUAUAUGAAUUUGUUGAACGACAACUUGUAUAAACGUAAUUUGUCGUCAUUAUGAGAUCGCUUAUGUUGAAAAGCGUAUGAUAGCUUUUGUUCGAUUGUUUUAGCAAUUCUUUGCAAAUGCGUGCACAGCUCGUUUGUCAUUCAACUCCUUUUGACGCUGAUUUAAGUAAUUUUCGACGCACAUCUUCCCAAUUGCAUUUACGCAGCUAAUGAGGAGCGUUCAAGAUGGCUAUUUACGUGUUGAGGUGGGAAAAGCCUUUACAAAGACAGCGAAUAUAACAGGCCGUAAUUUUGACGUUGCCUCUAAUUGAUGACAAAUUUUCUUUGGCGCUCUCUAUGCAAUAUCUUUGCCGUGUUAGAGACCGUGUUUAUUCACAUAGUUCCGUUGCACAGGGAGGUACAGAAACACAGUGUUUUUUUCCACCAGCGGGGCAUCUAUGUAGGAAGGCGUUUAGAGUAAGUAGGUCACCAACAAGCACACACUUGAUAUUUUGGUCACCUGCAUCGCUUUUGUUAGUUGCACUUGUUAUGCGUUCCUGUUAGCUGCAUACUAUCAUAGCUCUUUCUCGUUCGCUCGCACCGACCGAAGUAUGCAGAAAACACAAAAAUCACCGCCUGUCUUUAACGACAAAUUCAGUAUACGUAAAAUGCUUGCGAUCGAUUUGGAAGAUGAGUUGAUGAGUCAGAGCGAGGAGGACAGCGAAAAAACGCGGAUAUCUGCUAAGGUCAAAGACGCUUCUAACGGUAGCUGUGCCGAAUCACAACAUAAAGAAGGAGAAAGUGUGUCAAAGAAAGAUGAGGACGUACCCGUAAAGCCACCAUAUUCCUACAAUGCCCUUAUUAUGAUGGCGAUAAGAAACUCGCCCGAGAAAAGGCUAACCUUAAGUGGUAUUUAUGAGUUUAUUAUUAAGAAUUUUCCGUAUUAUCGGAAUAAUCGGCAAGGAUGGCAAAAUUCGAUCAGGCACAAUCUGUCUUUAAACAAAUGUUUCGUUAAAGUUCCACGACAUUAUGACGAUCCUGGGAAAGGAAACUAUUGGAUGUUAGAUCCUAGCAGUGAUGACAUAAUUAUUGGCGGCACUACGGGAAAACUGAAGCGACGAACAAAUGCAAAUCUGAAACACCGUUUUGCUCUAAAGCAUCAUGGCUUCAUGCACUUUCCCAGUUGGUAUUACACAUCCCAGGCAAGCAACUAUUGGCCUGGUUAUUCACAGUAUUACCCCUCGUGGGAUCCUUACUUAAGUAGAGCAGCGUUAGAAAAUCCUGCUUUCCUAACUCGUCAUCCACAAGAUUCCAGUUUGAACCAUCAUCGAUAUUCUGGCGUGGAAGAAGUGAACACAAAUCCGAUGAGAUAUUCCACUGGUAACUACUCUACAUCUCGUUCUCCUUACUCGAUUCUACCCUCGACAUCUGUUUCCCCUCAUGGUAGUCUCGACGAAAGUCUUGUUGCAAAACAGCGCUGUGUUUGCGAUAAGAAAAUGAUAGAUGUUGGCCGGGAAAAAGGGGAAAAUUCUUGUGAAACGUCUACUUGCAAAAGCUCAUGGUCAAAAUCGAUGCUGAGUUCUUCGCCUUCAUUGUCACAUGAAAUCACCAAAACUCUUUUUUAUUCGCCGUCAAUAAGUUGUAAUAGAUAUGCAUAGGUCAUUUUGAACAGGAUUUAUAUGCGUAAAAUAGUAUAUCCUGAACUGUAUUUCAUUGCUGUUUGUGUAAAUCUCUAUUCAAAUGUAUACGAAUAUCUUACUUUUAGAGAACUCUGUGUAAUUGGUUGCUUUAAAUUGACCACUGCAUCAUUAGUGUAUGUAUUUGUUCUUCCAUACGUCUGUAAAUAAAUAUAAUAUAAAAUGUUAAGCAAAUAUAUCGUAUUUAUUAUUGA